CCUGCCGCCGCAGCGUCGGGGCGCUGGGCGCGCGGGCAGCCGCGGACCGAGCAGACCCGAGCGGGCGGUCAGGCACUUGCCCGCCUGCUGCCGCUGCCGCCGCCGCCGCCACCGCCCCGAAGCUCAGGACCCGGCACCUCCGGCUCCCGCCCUCGCCGCCCAUGCGGCCCGGGCACUUUUAGCCGGGCAGGAGGGCCGGAGAGCCGGACUGCCGAGAGCAGCGCGCGAGCCGCGCCGAGAGCCGCGCAGACCCGCCGCGAGCAGCGACGGACGCCCGCCCGCCGCCACCGCCGCCGCCGCCCGGCCGUUAUGGAUCUAUUCGACUUUUUCAGGGACUGGGACCUGGAACAGCAGUGUCACUAUGAACAAGACCGUAGUGCACUUAAGAAAAGGGAAUGGGAGCGGAGGAAUCAAGAAGUCCAGCAAGAAGACGAUCUCUUUUCUUCAGGCUUUGAUCUUUUUGGGGAGCCCUACAAGGUAGCUGAAUAUACAAACAAAGGUGAUGCACUUGCGAACCGAGUCCAGAACACGCUGGGAAAUUAUGAUGAAAUGAAGGAUUUGCUAACUAACCAUUCUAAUCAGAAUCAUCUAGUGGGAAUCCCAAAGAAUUCCAUGCCCCAGACUCCCACCAACAAAAAUGAACCCAGCUUUUUUCCAGAACAAAAGCACCGAAUGGUCCCAGUGCACCAGCAGGAUAACACUCACUCCUCGGUGCCAAUGCCUCCACCUUCUGUCGUGAUACUGAAUUCAACUCUAAUACACAGCAACCGGAAGUCAAAACCUGACUGGUCACGAGAUAGUCAGAACACUAGCAUUGUAGCAGCCAGCCAAGUCACUAGUCAGCCCAACAAGAUGCAGCUGCCAACCCCAGACCAGCCCCCAGCCAGAUUGGAAGACUUCUUUGUCUACCCAGCUGAACAGCCUCAAGUUGGAGCAGUUGAAGAAUCAAACCCACUGGCAAAGGAAGACAAUACUCUCAAGUCCAGUGGAGGGGAUACUUUCAAAGAAAUCUAUCAGUCCAACUCACCAGAAGCUGCGGAAUUUACAGUGCAAGCGCCUGGAUCUCCCCUAGUUGCCUCGUCUCUAUUAGCUCCCAGCAGUGGCCUUUCGGUUCAAAACUUCCCACCAGGGCUUUACUGCAAAACAAGCAUGGGGCAGCAAAAACCAACCGCCUAUGUCCGACCCAUGGAUGGUCAGGACCAGGCCCCGGACAUCUCUCCCACACUGAAACCUUCGAUUGAAUUUGACAACAGCUUUGGGAAUCUGUCGUUUGGAUCACUCUUGGAUGGCAAACCCAGUGCACCCAGUUCAAAGACUAAACAGCCAAAGUUCACGAUUCUUCAAACAAGUGAAAGUCCCGUUGAAGCUGAUGCUUCUCCUUUCCCAGGACACCUCACCCCCUGUGCCCAGAUGCAAAAGCCAGAGUCGGGAGCACUUGAACAGCCAUUAGUAAGCCUUCCCAGUGACCCAAGCUGUGUUGAAGAAAUCUUGCGGGAGAUGACCCAUCCCUGGCCUACUCCUCUCACUGCCAUGCAUACUCCCGGAAAUUCUGAGCAGAGCACACUUUCCAUCCCAGGACAGGAAUCCCAACAUCUGACUCCAGGAUUUGCCUUACAAAAGUGGAGUGACCCGACCAGCAGAGCUUCUACAAAGAUGCUUGAAGAUGACUUGAAGCUGAGCAGUGAUGAAGAUGACCUUGAGCCCAUGAAGACCUUGACCACUCAGUGCACUGCCACUGAGCUCUACCAGGCUGUUGAAAAGGCAAAACCUAAGAAUAAUCCUGUGAACCCACUGUUGGCCACGCCCCAACCCCCACCUGCAGCGCCCACCAGUGGGGGAUCCGGCAGCUCCAGUGACUCAGAGAGCAGCUCAGAGUCUGACUCAGACACUGAAAGCAGCACCACUGACAGCGAAGCCAAUGAGGCGCCACGAGUGACCACUCCAGAGCCUGAGCCGCCCUCCACCAACAAGUGGCAGUUGGACAAAUGGCUUAACAAAGUGACUUCUCAAAACAAAUCUUUUAUUUGUGGCCAAAAUGAAACACCCAUGGAGACGAUUUCUGUGCCUCCUCCAGUCAUUCAGCCAAUGGAAGUCCAGGUCAAGGUGAAGGCAAACCCCAGCCAGGUCCUGCCUGAACCCAAAGAGAGGCCUCUCCUUGGUCUUAUCAGGGAGAAAGCCCGUCCACGACCCACCCUGAAAACUCCAGAAACAAAGGCUCUGAAGCAUAAGUUGUCCACAACUCUUGAGACAGCGUCUCAAAGGACAAUUGGGAAAAAACAGCCCAAAAGGGUCGAGAAGAACACCAGCGUUGAGGAAUUUACCUGGCCCAAACCAAAUAUCACCAGCAGCACUCCCAAAGAAAAGGAAAGCGGGGAGCUUCCUGACCUCCCGAGAGGGCGUAGCAAAGCUGUUGCCCACAAGCCGGUUCCCAGGAAAGAACCGAGGCCCAGCAUCCCCUUGGCUCCCGAGAAGAAAAAGUACCGAGGGCCUGGCAAGACGGUUCCAAAGUCCCGGGAAUUCAUUGAGACCGAUUCGUCUACAUCUGAUUCCAACACGGAUCAGGAAGAGCCCCUGCAGAUCAAAGUCCUGCCUCCAUGCAUGGCUCCAGGGGGCAACACGACCAAAUCCAAGGAAGCCGGAGGGGCCAGCCUGACCCUCAGUAGCUUUCUCAGCAGUGGCAAUGGCAACAACCCACCAGUCCCGAGUGAAGAACCUACUCAGUCACCGGUCCCUGUCACACAAACCGAGGUUCUAUCUCCAGUCCGAGAUCAGGAGAAUCUGAAAAAUCUCUGGGUGAAGAUUGACCUUGACCUACUGUCUCGAGUGCCUGGCCAGAACUCACUCCAGGCAACGUCAGCCAAGCUAGACCACAAGGAGACAGCCUCAAAGCCCAAGCGGCAGACGGCUGCUGUGCCUGCAGAGAAAGCCGCCCCCAAGGGCAAGCGUAAGCACAAGCCAACAGAAGUUUCAGGGAAAAUCCCUGAGAAGAAGCAGCGCCUGGAGGAGGCAGCCACCAUCUGCCUGCUGCCACCUUGCAUCUCGCCAGCUCCCCCCCAGAAGCCUCCCAGCACUAAAGAAAAUAAUUCAUCCAGGAGAGCAAAUAGAAGAAAAGAAGAAAAGCUGUUUCCUCCUCCACUUUCCCCACUGCCAGAGGACCCUCCACGUCGCAGGAACAUCAGCGGCAAUAAUGGUCCCUUCAGUCGAGACAAAACCAUUCCUUUGAUUGGACAGAUCACCUCGACCAAACCUAAGAGGAAUGAAGGCAAAUUCUGUGCUACUUUCAAAGGGAUAGCUGUAAACGAGGGAGACACUCCAAAAAAGGCAGCCCCUGGCACUGUCACCAACACUGCUAUCGCCUCUGCCACUGCCACUGCCAUUGUCACCAGCACUGCCACGGCCACUGCCACGGCCACUACCACAACCACUACCACAACCAUUUCCACCAUCACCUCCGCCAUCACUACUGGCCUCAUGGAUAGCAGUCACCUGGAGAUGACAUCGUGGGCGGCCCUGCCCCUUCUGUCCACCAGCACCACCAAUGUCCGGAGACCCAAGCUCACUUUUGAUGACUCGGUUCACAAUGCUGAUUAUUACAUGCAAGAGGCUAAGAAGCUGAAGCACAAAGCUGAUGCACUGUUCGAGAAAUUUGGCAAAGCCGUGAAUUACGCGGACGCAGCCCUGUCCUUCACUGAAUGUGGCAACGCAAUGGAGAGAGACCCUCUGGAAGCCAAGUCUCCAUACACCAUGUACUCCGAGACUGUGGAACUCCUCAGGUAUGCCAUGAGGCUGAAGAAUUUCGCAAGCCCCCUGGCUUCAGAUGGGGACAAAAAGCUGGCCGUACUAUGCUACAGAUGCCUGUCACUUCUCUACCUGAGGAUGUUCAAACUGAAGAAGGACCAUGCCAUGAAGUACUCCAGAUCACUGAUGGAAUAUUUUAAGCAAAAUGCUUCAAAAGUCGCUCAGAUACCAUCUCCAUGGGUAGGCAAUGGAAAGAAUACUCCAUCCCCAGUGUCUCUCAACAACGUCUCUCCCAUCAACACAAUGGGGAACUGUAACAACGGCCCAGUCACCAUCCCACAGCGCAUUCACCACAUGGCCGCCAGCCACGUCAACAUCACGAGCAACGUGUUACGGGGCUAUGAACACUGGGACAUGGCUGACAAACUGACAAGAGAGAACAAAGAAUUCUUUGGCGAUCUGGACACGUUGAUGGGGCCCCUGACGCAGCACAGCAGCAUGACCAAUCUCGUCCGCUACGUUCGCCAGGGACUGUGCUGGCUGCGCAUCGAUGCCCACUUGUUGUAGUGGCUGCGCCCCCAUCUCCAGCCUCGCCACCCACCAUGCUACCUCUACCAGAGCGCCGAUGGGCACUGGUGGAACUCCACUCAUUUGGGAAAGUUCUCUUUGAUUAUGUUUGUUUUGAUGCUUCUUUUGAUAUCUGUGAAAAACAGAAGUCAUUGUAAGUGGACACUACACCUUCAGAGCAGUGUAUCUUUUAUCACUUAGUCAUUUUUCUGUAUUUUCUAUGCAUUUCACAGAUCCCACCAUCAUUUUGUGCUUGAUGGAAUGACAGUCCCUACAGUAUUUUUUUAGGCCCACACUACCCAAAAGAAAGAAUGGAAAGCAAUUGUGAGAACAGGUUCCUGAGAAGUGAAACAAAAUGUCAUAUAUAUAUAUAUAUAUAUAUACAUAUAUGUGUGUGUGUGUGUGUGUGUGUGUAUAUAUAUAUAUGUCAUAUGUCAUGUAUAUGUCUAUGUAUGAACGCAGACACAGAGGACCUGCAAAGAUUCAAAUUUUCAGCAGUAGCCAUUCCCCAAACUGUGCUGUUCUGUCUAGAUAAGAACGUAUUUCAGUAUCCGUUGUUAAACUUUUGUGAUUCCCACAGACUCACUUUUCAGAUGAGAAUUUUCAUUGUUGAAACCCACUGGUUAGAUAUUUUAGCAACAUCAGAAAGUUAAGAGUGUUAAGAAAAUUCAUGAGCACAGCAAUGCCACUCUGGAACGGUACUCUGGCAUGCAGCCAGAGGACUUUUUAGUUAGUAUCCCUUUCCUGACUCUCUAUUUGAAAAAUGUCAAGGAUGUGAAGGAGUGGCAACAUUUAUAUCAACAACUUUAAGGCAUCAGCUGGCAUAAGUCGUUUUGAACUCCAUGAUUUGAAAUGUAAAUCCUCACCCGUGAUUCUCUUUGUGUAAACCUCUCCUUUGAAGGGCAGUUCAGUGGUGCAUGCCCUAGUAGCCUAGAUGCUACAACCCAGUUUAGAGAUGGGAGAUGAGAGGGCUCUGGCAACUGUCCAGGGAAUGCACACCUCUGCCUUUUUUGCAGUUGAUUGGUGGGUCCAUAACUGGCAGGACUUUUUUUUUUUUUUAACUGUGUUUUGCUCAAAUCUCUGGAAACCAAAGUCAAGUUCUCACUACUAGAAGUAGUCAUAUACAGUUUGCUUCCUAAUGGCUUUAAAAUAUGGACUUCCCCAAUUAUUAUCACAUUUGCUAUUUUACAGAAUUUCUUUUUGACUUCUUUCUGUUUUCUUCUACCUUUCUCUUCCUUUUUCUUUUGUUUCUUUUGAUUUUGGCUCAUUAGCUUUUCACUGAAAUACAAUCACUGACUUUAUUCAUCUAUAUUAUCUUGAAUCAUUUCCAUGAAAAUCCCAAUGAAAAUUCCAAACUCUCUUAAGUUGUAGCUAGUCUUUUAACAAAAAAUGAGCUGGGGUAGUGCUUCACCCUAGGGUGGUUUUAAAAGAGCUCUGAAGAUGGGGAACAGUUCCGUUGAUUUGGAGAUAUUCCAGAGUCACUUGAGACUAUUCCCACCCCUUUUGAUCCUCUGCAUUCAUUUUGUGUCCCUAAACAUCACAAUGUAAAUAUCAUCUUUGGGGUUCCAACCCACUAGAAGAAUCCCACACACAUGGUAAAAACUAUCCAUACAUUAGUUAGUUCCUUGUAAUUACCUGCUGGUAUCUAAUUCCAUGUAGCCUUUCAUCAGCUGAGUUAUUGGAUUCUUUUCACUGAGUUAUGACCAGAUAAAUAAUAGAUACAUGCCCAUAAAAGAUGCAAACUUGUAUGAUUUUUGAAAGCAAGUCAUGCAAGUGAUAGGAAUAGCAAAGGAUCCCCUCUACACUCUCACUGUCAAGGUUAGCUAUUAUCCCCAGUUGCAAAAGAGCCAGAUUUGAGCUCCACUCUGGUCAUCUUUGAGCUGAAGGCCCUUUGUGGUAUUAUAAGGGCUGUGGACGUUGUUUUCCAGUGGCUGAGGCCACGUUGUGAAGACGACAGCUGGGAGCAUCCAAGCAGCUGACCCCACACUUUUCAUGCCCCCAGUGUGGUUGAGCUGGACGUUGGCAGUCUCAGCCUCAACCCUAACACACACAGACACACACUGACCAAUGCAACCCAAAAGAAAUCUUUUCUGAACCUCUUAAGUGAGGAGCAUGAUCCUAUGAACGACUCCAGAUACCCAAAGUGGGUGUCACACAGAUGAAGCUGGUGGCUCUGCAGCGACUCAAGGUCUCUGUUUGUUUCCCACGGCUUACCAGGUGGAGUGCCUAACUAUGACUAUAUAAUGAAGCCCACUGGUCUGACUUGCAUGUUCAAUCUAGCCAUGAUCCUAGACCAUCAUGGAUUUAUGAGUAGAUUCUUCUUGAAAUUCAACCUCCAGGAACUAGACAGGGACAGUUUCCUGGGGAUAGAAGUAUAUUGCCUCAUGGAUGAAAGACUCGUAUCUCUAGUUUCAGUGAGUCGUUCUACCUACCUGACACAUAACAGGGAGACAGCAGAGCAGCCUGCCUGCUGCCUGACGUGUCACCUCUGGUGGCUGAGUGUAAAGUGUGUCCAGAUCAGCAGCACGAUGAUCAAACCUGACAGGCAAGCUCAGGAUCACCACCUGAUUAUUUAGCAGACCCAUUUGUAAAGCAGAAACCAAUUAAACAUGGAGGAUGAAUUGCCUUCCUCUCCCUGGAGAUGAGACAUCUUUCAGUUUCCUGAUUAAGGAUUGUUGCUGUUUUCUAGGCACUCUUUUCAUCACGUUGUAAAUGGUGAUGUGUGUCGUAGGUGUGCAGCAUUUUGAGGGACUGAAAUAAUAUUUUGUCAAGUAAAUCUCUUCAGUGUACCAGUUUGUGGGAGAGAUAUGAGACAUGUGGAUGGUGGUGAGAGAUCCUGCUUCAGACUGUGAUGGAGGCUUGAUGAGACACAUCUCACAGAAAGCACAUGGAGUUAGGGUCAUGGGCAAAGAAAUGGGCAGCUCCACCGAGCGAGCAAGUCACAAAAGGAUCUCAGCCCUGCAAACGGGACCCACAUAGGGCCACCACUAUGCCUUCACUUGUCACCCAAGCUCCAACCACAGAGAGUUUGACAAGUUUAUGUUAUGAUAUUGGCUUGGCUUUGUAUUUUAAUUAACCUUGGAUUUUUUAGUGGUUUUGUCAUAUUACUGCCUGAGUUCAGUAGGUAGGAUUAAUUUGAAAAGAGUAUACUAGUGUGUUCCUCGGGGUAGAAUUUAGCCGUGAGCAUGUUGUUAGCCAGCCUGUAGACUGUUAAUUACUUAAUAAUCUCAUUGGGAAAAUGCUAGUAGUUUUCUAUUUGGAUGACAGAAUUGGAAAAGCAGAUUAGCUGCUGCUAACUUUUCAAAGACUUGAGGUUGGGAUGCCUUUUUUCCAUGUAAUGACAUUAAAUGAUUCAAAUCUCUGGUCGAUAACCAAGUUGCUCAAUUCGAAACCAUUGGCUGAAAUGUGUUUUGUUGAGUUUCCAAAUAGAUGAAUUUUCCUUUGAACAGCACCUUACUAGGUGUGUUGGACUGGGUCUUCAUUGGGAAGAUACUUGUCCUCUCAAUAUCUUUCUCAAAGUUAUUUAAUUUGGAUUGUGUUUUAUUGAAAUUUGCAUCCCAGAGGUUGAAGUUGGAAAGCAUUUCUGAAGGCAGAAUCUAUAAGAUGUGGGGGUGGAGUCCUCACAUAUUUCUCAGUAGACAUGAUAAAAUUCACCUGCACGAGCUGGCAGGUGGGAGACACCAAACUGGAUCACUGGGUAGGACUACUCAGUAAGGCAAUGAACUGCUUGCUUAGAGAAGCAUCACCCUCCCCAUUGAGAAAAUGUGUAGCGAGACACUAGCGCUACACAGCAUUGAAUGGAUGGGUCGAUUCCAUGCCCCCAGAUUCAGUUCUGUGGGGAAAAAAUAUGGAGCCCGGUGUCGCUUGCUCUAUUGUGCGACUGGCAGACUAAAUUCUUCUUCGUCGUCGUUAUCGUUGUUGUUGUUGUUGCUGUUGUUGUUCUCAUUUCCACUCGCACAGCCUUAUUCUCAUAAUGAAACUCUGAUUCAUUUGCUCUUUGGUGUUCGCAAACUCCAACAACAGAACUGGCAUCUGUGUAUUGAUAAUCAGCAAUGACCCUGGCAGGAGGCUAAUCGGACAGGCUGGUCUCAGACAUCAAUCCUACCAUCUGAUAUUUUCGGGGAAAGAAAAAGUAUGAAUUCCUUUUCCGUUCUCCUCCUCACAAGCCUAGAAGCCCCCUUUCCCAAGAGCAUCAUGUUUCUGUCUGUAAUCCAUCAACUCAAAGAAAAUUGCAUUGUGGGGAGGGCUGAGGGGGUGGGGUGGGGGUUAGAGGGUAGGGAAGCCCUUCCAGACCAGGCUGCAGUUCUUGCCCCUUUCUGCUUCUGACCUGAGAUGGUAAUGACUCCAUGAGGCUCACCAUGGGUUUAGGGGACACAGAACUGCUGUUCCGAUCCAUGAUCAAUCAUCGUUCUAAGAGAUUGGAGCUUUGCUGUUUCAUUAACUGUGCAGUGUAGACUAAUGGUGUUUAAUAAAAAUCAUUCAAAAUUUCAAA
Bubalus bubalis (water buffalo) is the source of this 8797-nucleotide messenger RNA. It is a transcript of the gene AFF2, whose product is annotated as AF4/FMR2 family member 2. Bases 310 to 4305 code for a protein of 1331 amino acids. Gene Ontology annotation, biological process: regulation of RNA splicing. Gene Ontology annotation, cellular component: nuclear speck; nucleus. The transcript has 22 exons. Gene Ontology annotation, molecular function: G-quadruplex RNA binding. Lineage: Eukaryota; Metazoa; Chordata; Mammalia; Artiodactyla; Bovidae. The record is from RefSeq and is a predicted model, not a curated record.